UCACUUACCGUAUUUUUCGCUCCAUAAGACCCACCUGACCAUAAGAUGCACCUAGGUUUUAGAGGGGGAAAAACAAGAAAAAAAUAUUCUGAACCAAUGCACUGCAGACACAGUACAGGGGAUGACCAGAGACUGCGGACACAGUACAGGGGAUGACCAGAGACUGCGGACACAGUACAGGGGAUGACCAGAGACUGCGGACACAGUACAGGGGAUGACCAGAGACUGCGGACACAGUACCGGGGAUGACCAGAGACUGCGGACACAGUACAG
Molecule: messenger RNA, 273 nt
Organism: Staurois parvus
Lineage: Eukaryota; Metazoa; Chordata; Amphibia; Anura; Ranidae
Source: the annotation of a GenBank genome assembly